CCAGGACCUCCAUCCAUCGAGAUCUUGGUCACCAGUCCGUCCGCGAUACCAAAGACGACUUCCCUGGUGUCAAUGGCAUGCGAUUGAUACUCGGUAACGCCCGCAACAUUUGUUUCUGAGCUGAGGCUGCAACUUCGACACAAGCUCUACAUCACUGAGGUGAUAUUGAUCGCUGUUAGUGUCCGGUGAAGCUUGUGCGAGCUCCGGCGCAAACAACUGCCAGAUCUCCAAAGCGAUCCCGACCCCGAUCCCGAUACCAACACAAUGGCGUCUGAUGGACCUUCUAAUCCCCCCGCUGCGAGCGGCAGCAGCGACACUCCAAUGUCCGAAUCUCCUCCCAAAUACGUUCCGCAGUUCUCUGCUGCCACCGAGAUGAUCCUUAAGCGCAUCAACUCUGGCGUGAGCGGCUCGUCGUCUCUGUCUUCGAUUGGCAUCACGGGCACACCACCAGGAUAUGAGGACAUGAGGCGCAGUGUGUUGAUGGGCAUGAAGACUACAUUAAACAUGGAGAUGCCAACUACGCCUAUAAAUACGGGGCGAGGCAGAGGUGGAUCUGGUAGCAAAGCCGCACAAAGAGCAUCUGCGACCCCGUCCGGUAGUGCUGCUGGAUCUGCAAGUGGAGGAAAGGGCAAAGGAGUUGGAAAGCCAAAAGCCAAAGCCGGAACAAAGAGAAAGCGAGUUAAGGAUGAGAGUGAAAGCACGGAGGAAUCAGACGAAAACAUGUCCAAGCUUGGCGGAGACUCUGAUUCGGAUAUUUCUGAGGAAGCUACUGAAUUGCCGAAGAUCACACAGUCCGGACGACAAGUCAACAAGCCCGCACAGUUUGUCCCCGCAGCUUACGAGAAUUCGUCAAAGAGAAGAGCCCCUUCAAAGAGAACUCAGGAACAAGCCCUGUGCAAGCGAUGCGGCCGAGGCCACAGUCCCCAAAGUAACAUGAUCGUAUUCUGCGAUGGCUGCAACCUAGGCUGGCACCAAAUGUGUCACGACCCAGUCGUCUCGGAAGAAGCUGUCAAAGACGAGCUCUCCCAAUGGUUCUGCGCAGACUGCAGCCGAAAGAAGAGCGUCAAGUCCAAGACACCUGAGUCGGCCAAAGCAGUCAGCUGGCAAGGCAAGAGCGCUGACGAGAAAAGAGCAUACCUGAACUCCCUUUCUCACCAGCAAUUAGUCUCUCUCCUCUUGCAAGCCACAGUCCUUCACCCUAGUCUUCCCAUCUUCCCCGCCACCACCAGCAAUGCCCCAACACGUCCCUCCUCGGCUACUGCUCCAAACCGCACAAACGUCUACCCACAACAACCCUUUCCCCCCUCCGCAACUUCUACUGCUGGUCUAUUCUCCCGCGCCGAAGCCAACCCAAAUGCACCAAUAAACUUCAUCCGCAAGAUCCAACCCGGCCAAACACCUCCUGCAUCAUCAUCCUUCUCCCAGCCCUCAUUCACCCAUGCCUCUUCCGCACCGCCAACACUAGCCGCCCAAGGCGGAGAAGAGAGCCGCGAGAGCACGCCUGCUAGCCCGCCAUACCCGAAAGCGGGCAACGGCCUGAUGGCGAAGCUCGGCCCAGACGAAGAGGAUUUGGAGUGGUUAGUCGAUAGCGGCGAUUUUGAGGCAUUUAGUCAUGUGGUCUAUGAUGAGAAUGGAGAGAAGACGGAAGAGAACGGCAUUGUUGUUAAUGGUGCUUGAGUGGUGGUGUAGUGGUGUACGAUUUCGAGGGUGGCUUGUUUUGAUUAUUCUGGCGUUGAGAGGGUGAAGUGGGGGAGUCUGCAUUAGCUUCUUCGGUUCAUGAAGGAAGUAAAGUUUCAGAUUCGUUUUUUUGCAUUUCCCAUUCGGCUUCUGGUCGGGGCGCAGCUCUGACAUGAAAACAAUUCGGUGUAAAACUAGUAAAGUAAAAUUGUGUUGCUCAG
Hyaloscypha bicolor E is the source of this 1898-nucleotide messenger RNA. RefSeq lists its product as uncharacterized. Lineage: Eukaryota; Fungi; Ascomycota; Leotiomycetes; Helotiales; Hyaloscyphaceae. Bases 265 to 1677 code for a protein of 470 amino acids. The record is from RefSeq and is a predicted model, not a curated record. The transcript has 3 exons. Gene Ontology annotation, molecular function: DNA binding; chromatin binding. Gene Ontology annotation, cellular component: nucleus. Gene Ontology annotation, biological process: chromatin organization; regulation of DNA-templated transcription.